GCAUGUCAAAAGUCAAAAAUAACGCGACAUGUUAUAAGUCCGUGUGGUAUUUUUAAUGUGCCGAGUGAUCGUUUUUCGCAUGUACACAUCGAUAUAAUCGGUCCUAUGGUCAUGUCACGUGGUUGUACUUACUGUUUAACCGCUAUAGACAGAUUUUCUAGAUGGCCAGAAGUUUUUCCAAUUCAGGAUAUUUCGGCUGAAACCAUAGCUCGUACGUUAUUUGAAGGCUGGAUAGCUCGAUAUGGAGUUAUGGAGAGAUUGACAACAGAUCAAGGACGGCAAUUUGAGUCUACUCUGUUCACCGCAGUAACGCAAAUUUUAGGGUUUAGAAGAAUACGUACAUCAGCAUAUCAUCCACCAGCCAAUGGUUUAGUUGAACGAUUCCACCGAUCACUUAAAACGGCAAUAAAGUGUUACGAAACUGAGCACUGGACAGAUGUACUCCCCUCAGUUCUUAUGGGCCUUAGAUCAGUGAUUAAAGAAGAUCUAGGUUUAACACCUGCAGAAAUUGUAUUUGGAAGUACGAUUAGAUUACCUAAUGAGUUUUUUAUGCAGUCAUCAGUGGCGACAGACCCUUGUUCCUUUGCUGAAACACUAAAGAAAACAAUGGAAACCAUACGCCCAGUGUCAACUUCAAACCACGGAAGUAAAAAAGUUUUUAUAUAUAAAGAUCUAGCAUCCUGUUCACACGUUUUCGUUCGGGUCGACCGGGUCAAGAAACCGCUAGAACAACCAUAUGAAGGGCCGUACAAAAUUGUUCAACGAUACGAAAAAACCUUUAAAUUAUUAAUUAGGCAAAAAGAAUGUAUCAUAUCAAUAGACAGACUGAAGCCAUGUUUCAACGAAAAUGAAGAUAAUAACACAAAUCUAUCAAUAACAACGAACCAGCACAACCAGAGAAAUACAACUACAAGACCAACAAUAAUACAAACAAAACAAACCAAGUCAGGAAGAACCAUCCGCCUCCCCGUAAGGUUUUUGUAAAUUGUGAAUUGUAUAACUUUUAUAUUUGUAUUUGUAUUUUUAUAUUUGAUAUUUGUAACUAUGUAUGUUUAACGUAAAAUUAUCGUUUUCACUGGAAAGGGGGUAAUGUAGGGAUUAACAAAGAUGUUAAAUAACAUGUCACAAUGAAUGCGUUUAAAUAUGUUUAUAUGUUUUAUCUUAGAUGUACUGCAGUACGAUAACACUCCGUGUAUUUUUUUUUAUUCUCGCGCUGUUCGUCAAUCCAGUGACACUUUUUAUUUUGUACUCUUUUUUUAUGUAUGUAUAAAAUCAUUUUUCAUUAUUAAAAAGUAUUAAUUAUUAUAAAUUUUAAUUGUAGUAUUUU
Messenger RNA from Daktulosphaira vitifoliae (grape phylloxera), 1327 nucleotides. RefSeq lists its product as uncharacterized. Gene Ontology annotation, molecular function: nucleic acid binding. Lineage: Eukaryota; Metazoa; Arthropoda; Insecta; Hemiptera; Phylloxeridae. Bases 106 to 984 code for a protein of 292 amino acids. Gene Ontology annotation, biological process: DNA integration. The transcript has a single exon. The record is from RefSeq and is a predicted model, not a curated record.